UUUUGUUGUCAAAUAUUUCCCACAAGUCAUUGCAGGCCACGUCCGCAGCCGCCAUAGAAUUUGGUUUUGAACGUGGAACACGUACUUAGCAGCCAAAAUGAAUAUUUUCAGACUAUGUGGGGAUAUGUCCCAUUUGGCUGCAAUCAUAAUAUUGUUAUUGAAGAUGUGGAAGACUCGUUCUGUCGCAGGUAUUUCUGGUAAAAGUCAGAUUUUGUUUGCCACAGUCUUCACAGCAAGAUACUUGGAUCUCUUCACAUCUUUCAUUUCUAUCUAUAACACUUGUAUGAAGGUGUUUUUCAUCGGAACAGUAUAUUUCACCAUUUAUUUGAUUUACAUGAAGUUCAAAGCUACCUAUGACAGCAAUCAUGACUCCUUUCGUGUGGAGUUCCUUAUUGUACCCGUUGGCGGUCUAGCUUUUCUUGUAAAUCAUGAGUUUGCCCCACUUGAGAUUAUAUGGACAUUUUCAAUCUAUUUGGAGUCAGUUGCCAUCUUGCCUCAGCUAUUUAUGAUCAGUAAAACUGGAGAGGCAGAAACUAUUACCAGCCAUUACUUGUUUGCCUUGGGAUCAUACCGUGCCCUGUAUUUGUGUAACUGGAUCUACAGAUAUUACGCUGAGGGAUUCUUCGAUCUUAUUGCAGUGGUAGCUGGUGUAGUUCAGACAAUAUUGUAUUGUGACUUCUUUUAUCUUUAUAUUACAAAGGGAAAGGGCUCUCUGCUGUUUACAAAUAAUGAGAUUGUUUUCAAGGAAUCCCCUUUGCUGGAAGUUUAAACAGUCACACUUUGAUGAAAGGCAAGAAGAUAUCUUUACCAGCCUAAAUCUUAGAUACUGACUGAAGUCAUGGACCAUUAUGAUAAUUCUGACUUUUUUAUUUUGGGAAGUUAGGAACCAUUUCUAAUAUUUUGCAUGCGUGAGAAAGUGAGCGAUUACUGGUGCUUUUUUUUUGGUUGUCAAUGAACAGUUGGUGAACACCAGAUGUAUGGAUAAAGAAGAUUACAGUGCCAAUUUGUUUGUUGUACAGAUUAAACCAGGGUUUACAGAUAGCAAUUCUACUCGUAGAGAUCUAAGAUACUAGACAAUAGGAAUCAUGGAAUUUAUUUUAAAAAUUUGUAAUUAAUUAAUUUUAAUUAUGAUGGCUUGUUGGCUUUACUGACUGUUUCAUUUAUUUUUUUCCACAAGACUUCAAUUAGUAAUCUGAAGAAAAGCCUGCAUCUUUCAUCCUUCUUCAAGACUUCAAUUCAAUAUGAAAUAAAUUGUACAACUAUCUUUUGUAUUUGAUAUGUUUUUCAUGAUUAAAUGUAACCUAGCAAUUGCAUUGCUGUUACUGUCAAUAUAGAUAAACAUUUAACAAUCGUCUAGGCCUCAAUAAGUCAAUUUGCUGUUUAAGAAAGGGCAUAACUUUAGAGAUACAUGUAUGUAGAAUAAGUCUAUAUUCAUGAAAUGAAUUAAAAUUGCAAACAAACUUUAUUUAUGAUAAUGAAUAUAAAAUGUAGCAAAUGGCAUCGUGUACAUUGAGUUUAAAUACAUUGUUGAAAGUUCGUCAUCUAGUUUCAUGUUGAGAUAUUAUUAUAUUUUUUAAAGAAUGAGGUACAAUGUGUUCUCCAAUAAUUUUUGUGUUUUUAUGAUAUCUUAAUUAGAUGCAAAUCAGUGAUUCUUGAGGCUUUAUAGAUUUUCCAUCAGUCAAAAAUAGACCAAAAAGGUUUCUGUCUCAUUUUAUACCUUACAAACUUAUACUUUUUUAAAACCACACGCUUAAGAUGUGUUCCUAACACAUGAAAGAAUGUGAUUUGAUCUGAUUACAAAUAUUCGAAGAUAUAUUAAGACUACUUGUAUAAUUUGAAAUAACAAUUACUAUUGUACAACUGGUUUUGAAAUAUGGAAAAGUUUAUGAUGGCAAAAUAGUUUUAUUUAAGUUAAUCUUUUAUACAUGUAUUCUAUGAUUAUUGCAUGUAUUAAUAUUUGGAAAUUUUUAUUGCUUUGAAUAUAUUGAAUGUAGAACUAAAAAACUUGGUAACACAAUAUACAAAUAUAUGAUAGUACAUUUUGAAUAGUAUUUUGAAAUUAACAUAGAGUUAUUCAUUAUGAAAGAUUGUUAUAAAUGUAUGUUUUGAUAUAGAAUGUUAAAGAAUAUAAGUUUUUGUUAAUGUUUGUUGGUAUAGUGUUGAAACUAUAUAUUCCUUUUAUCUUUUCAACUUUCCUGAUUUUGAUACAUAUGGAUGUAAACAGUUAAAAAAUACCAUUGAAAUUUUAUAAUUUGUUUUAUGAAUGAAAUAUCUUGGUGACUUAUGCUCAUAGUAAGAAAUUAGAUGUCUUAUAGAACAAACUACGGUAAUGUUAAUAUAUUGUAUGAGCAGCUUGAGUUUUACUGUAAAACCCAAUUGCAAAAGUGCAUUAAAACAAUAUGAUACCAAAAUUCAAUUGUAUAUUUAAACAUGGUGUACCACUAUUUUUAUGAAAUCCAUUUUAAUAUUUAAAGUUUCUUUCAAAAAAAAAUUUAUAUGAUAAAGAUAUUGUUGAAAUAUAUAUUAAUUGAAGAAUGAACAUUAGAAAAUCCAAAUUGUAUUCUAUGUUUGUUAUGUGUUUAUAACCAUUGCAGUUAAUUGCUAAAGGGUUAUUAUGAAAAGGAAGAUUUUGUUUGAAUGAACCCUUGGAUAUCUCUAUUUCCUGAAUUUCCCAUAUGUAUGCCAAUGGUGUAAUGUGAUUUUUUUUCAUUGACAAAUAUCAGUAUUUCAUUAACAUGGAUCAAAACCUAUGGAUUUAGGGAGUAAUUGUAUUGUAUGCAAAACCUUAAAAUUAGUUUGGUAACCUAGCUAUUUAUGUUAGAUUUUAUGAUUGAGUAUGUUUACCCAUGUAGGCCCUCAAUUAUAACAAGUGGACAAACUUUAACCCAUAUUUCAGAAUAUUAUUAAGUCAAAUCCAAUGAAACAGAUUGAAUUAGAAUUGAUAUGUUUUACACAGUGACCAUCUAAUCUUGUAAUUUCAGUAGUUACUUUAAAAAGAGUAUAUGAGGUUGUCUGCUUUAAUCUUCCAUCAGAUGUUUGAUUUUAAAAUAAUGUCUUGCCUUAUUCAAAUGGUUAAUCUGUAGAUGUUUUUUUUUGUUUGUUUGUUAAUUAAUCACGUCUUCAAUUUCUUCAGAUCUUGUCUUUCCUGUUUACUUUUAUACACCAUUAAACCUGUCCAACCAACCACCCCUGUAGACUGGACAGAUAAAGUUAUUCCCAAUGCUUAGAAUAGUGUGAUAUCUUAAACUAUCAGAAAGUAAUGACACCUUGCUAUUGAUUCAUAUUGAACAUGCUUUAAAAUAUGUAAAUACUUUAAUAAACACUUUUUUUGAGAAAAUGAAUAGAAUUCUUAUUAAAACUUUUGAAAGAAGGUUCAAGGACAUAGGUACUUUAAAAAAAAGCUUUUCAUUGGUUAACACUUUUUCCUUAUUGCCUGAGUCUAUUUUCAUCAUAUACAGACUUAUUAUUUCUUCUGUCUUCUCAGAAACAAUCUUAAAUUUUGGCAUUAAAAGUAGAAAUAUGUAUUAUAUUGCCAUGUGUCGUUACAAAAAGUGCUAUUAACUACAAGUGGAGAGAAUGACAACUUUUUAUCGUGUUUCAAGUGCAAUUGUAUGAAAGAGAAUGAAGUCAUUAUAAAGUUUGUGUAAAUAGCAUUGUAAUGUAUUAAUAUGUGAAUAAAAUAUCACAAGUUUUAA
Mytilus trossulus (common blue mussel) is the source of this 3695-nucleotide messenger RNA. RefSeq names its product ER lumen protein-retaining receptor 2. The transcript is spliced from 5 exons. Gene Ontology annotation, molecular function: ER lumen protein retrieval receptor activity. The record is from RefSeq and is a predicted model, not a curated record. Gene Ontology annotation, biological process: endoplasmic reticulum to Golgi vesicle-mediated transport; protein retention in ER lumen. Gene Ontology annotation, cellular component: cis-Golgi network; membrane; endoplasmic reticulum. Bases 98 to 769 code for a protein of 223 amino acids. Lineage: Eukaryota; Metazoa; Mollusca; Bivalvia; Mytilida; Mytilidae.